This is a messenger RNA of Chenopodium quinoa (quinoa), 2069 nucleotides long. RefSeq lists its product as uncharacterized. Gene Ontology annotation, molecular function: glycosyltransferase activity. NCBI's taxonomy places the organism in Eukaryota, Viridiplantae, Streptophyta, Magnoliopsida, Caryophyllales, Amaranthaceae. The coding region runs from base 154 to 1527 and encodes 457 amino acids. The record is from RefSeq and is a predicted model, not a curated record. The transcript has 3 exons.
UUUUCUAGCCAUUAUACUCCUAAAUCAGGGAAUUCAACCCUUCUGCAUGACCAUUUCUUACACUGCUAAAGGUUGACUUUAUAUAGUGAUUUUUUUUCUUCAGAAAAUUAUUUUGUAAUCAAUUUUUUGAAACAAAAAAUACAAAAAAUAAAAAUGUUGGAAAAAUUAUUGGCAAAAUGUUGUGUAAAGUUGGAGAGGAAAAGAGUUGGAUUAUGGGUGCUUUUUAGCUUUGUUCUUGUCACCGUCAGCCUUUGUACAGUUCUCAAGUCUUACAUGGAUCCUCUACCUAUUUGGGAAAUCAAUUUGAGGAGGCUUAAUUCCAACAACAAGAAUACAGUUAAACUCGUUCCACACGACAGUUUCGAGCCAUUCCUAGCACCAAUGUGUAAUUUUUCAGGCGAAAAAUCAGAUUAUUGCGAGUUUAAUGGGGACAUAAGAAUCCAUGGAAAUUCUUCCUCCAUCUUUUUCAGCUCACCUCAACUAGAAAACAUAGAGUUGCAAGAAAAUAGGACUUGGGGUAUCAAAAUUUAUGCUCGAAAGACGGAUGAGCAUGUCAUGGGACAGGUAAAAGAGUUGUUACUUAAACCAGUAUUAUCAGUACAAGAAAUGCCUAAAUGUACUGUAAAUCAUUCAGUUCCGGCCAUUGUGUUCUCGACUGGUGGAUAUGGAGGCAACAUCUUCCACGACACGAGUGAUAUCUUGAUACCCCUUUAUCUUACAUCCCUGCAUUUCAACAGGGAAGUUCAGUUUCUGAUACAAGAUAAGCAUUAUUACUGGAACGAACGACACGAAGUUACACUGAAGGCACUGUCUAAGUAUGAAAUUAUUGACUUAAAUCAUGACAAAGAGAUCAGGUGUUUUAAUAAUGCAAUUAUUGGUGUUCAAUCUCACCAAGAUUUUGGUAUUGACCCUGAAAAAUUACCAUAUGGACUGACAUUAAGGAACUUCACACAGUUCAUAAGAAAAAUUUAUUCGUUACAGAGGGAUACAGCGAUUCAGAUAACUGCAGAGGAUGACAGGAAGCCGAGGUUACUGAUCAUUUCAAGGAAGAAAACUAGAACCAUAUUAAAUGAAGAUAAAAUAGUAGCCGAAGCUCAAAGAUUAGGCUACGAUGUAGAGGUUAUUGAUGCACGAAUGAGCCUUAAAAACUUCUCCAAGAUAGUAAAUUCUGCUGAUGUGAUGCUUGGUGUUCAUGGAGCAGGGCUAACUAAUAUUCUUUAUCUCCCUGAAAAUGCUGUCCUGAUUCAGGUAAUUCCUAUAGGACUGCAGUCGGUGUCGAAGAUCUUUUACGAACGUCCUGCUAAAAAUAUGAGUCUCAAGUAUUUGGAGUAUGAGAUUAGUGUAAAGGAAAGUAGCCUCAUUCAACAAUAUCCGAUUAAACAUCAAGUAAUUACAGACCCGGAAAUAGCUAAGAAGGCAGGUUGGCCCGAGUUUAAGAAGAUUUAUAUGGAUAAUCAAGAUGUGAGGUUAGAUAUGAGCAACUUUAGGACAGUUUUGGUAAAGGCGUUGGAACUUCUUCGGCAAUGAAGCUUAAGAUGUGUACACAUUUGUAUUUAAUUGUGAACUAAGCUUCCUCGUGCAGCACUGUAAAUGCAAAUACUUUACUUGUAAAUGCUUAAAAUAGUGAUUAGCAAAUGAAUUCGGAACAUAAUUUAUUUUUGUGUUUUAAAUGAUGUACCAAGUGUUGUUAUUCUCUCCAAAUCACAUUUAGCUAAGCAAUAUUGUUAUUGUUAAUACUCCCUCCGUCCAAUAUUAUAGUUCCUGUUUCCUAUUUUAAAGACCCAAAAUGUUGUUUCUGUUUUUAUUUUUGGAUAAUAGGUAAAGAUCAUUAUACCCUCAUUCUUUUAACUUUAUUCAUUGUACUUCCUAAAUUACCCUUAAAUUUUCCAUUUGCUUUGUACUUUUUUCCACUUUCUCUCUCUAACCUUUGUCUAUGAUUUAACUUUUCAAUUUUUUUUUUUUUUUAUGUACUUCAUUCACUAUUUCCUCUCUAACUUCUACUUUUCAACUUUUUUUUAUGUACUUCAUUCACCUUUUCCUCCUAUUUCUUAAAACCGUGAAAAAACACA